This is a messenger RNA of Punica granatum (pomegranate), 1836 nucleotides long. Lineage: Eukaryota; Viridiplantae; Streptophyta; Magnoliopsida; Myrtales; Lythraceae. The record is from RefSeq and is a predicted model, not a curated record.
AAUCAAGUAACUAAUAUAAAAUAAAUGAAAAAAAUUAGAGCAAAAGGGUUAAAUUCUUAUAUACUAUCUUAACAGAACUUACCGCACGGGUAGGAACUCCAGGGUUAAAUAAUAUGGAAAAGGAAUGGGCCCCUAGCCUCCACAAAGUAACUAAAAUAACUGUCAAAUGGCUCUGGCUAUGCUAGGUGUUCCUAAUUACUUCCCUCUUCUUCCAUGAAUGGCUUGGAGAUCUCUGCAUUUCUUCAAGAACUUGCUAAUGCAUCUCUGGAGGGAUAGGUACAUACACACGCAUGCGCGCACACACACACACAUAUAUAUAUAUAGAGAGAGAGAGAUAUAGAGGUGUUGCAGUAAUGUUUAGGUAAAAAUAUCAUCUUGUGUAUCCCAACAGCAUUAGCAGAAAAAUAGGUUUAGCUGUUGGCAUAUGCUUAUUCUUAAUCUCUCUCUCUCCCUCUCUCUCCCUGACUGAUUAUCCUUGCUUAGAUCUUUGUAACAGGUUCUUCGAUAUUUUUGACUGCUCGCAUUUCACUCGGGGCACUCAUGUUAAUCCGAAUUCUCUCCCUCCUACUCUUCCAUCACUGUGAACUUAUCCUAGAACUCAAACCAAUUCGGUCCGCAGUUUAAUCUCGCUGUAUUAUUUAUAUAUACUCGUUUGAGUGCCGACCCUGCUGCGUCCACUCCUCCGGUAAUGCUGAGUAUGCAAGCCUGGAUUCCCGUCUCGAAGCUUUAAUGUUGUCAGGUUCUCUGGUUUCUGGAAUUCACCUGCCCAGGGAAUGGAAUAUCGGUCCGCCCUGGUGUCCUCGAGCCGGGGGCAAGGGCCAGAUUUUCCCCCUCGGCCGCAGCAGCCAUUAUCUUCCUGCAGUUUUCCCUUUGUGGAUGUCCACAAUAACCCACUCGGGAUUGGGAACAUAGGAAGGCCCGUGAAUGGGGUGGACUUGAACGGGCUAGUACGGAGUCCAUGGCCUGUUUCAGUCUUUUCCGGGAACGUAAAUAGCCGGGUAUUGACUACUGAAACGGGCAAUGAUGUUUGGGACGAAUUCCCCAGUUGCCCCAUGGAGAUGAUCAACCCACAAGUAAAUGGAAGUCUAGUUCCGCCACGAGUGGCAUUAGAAGAGAUGAAUAUGCACGACGAUCUUCUAGCACGUGUAGGUGUUGUCAAUGGUUUGGUUUUUCAGGAAGAUCCAAUCCGGCCACAGCCCGUGAUCACUCCGAUGCCUGAGAUAUCUGAGCAGCAGGGAGACUGGGUGCAGCUCAGUUCGGGUUUCGAUGUUUCCCAAAUGGGCAUCCCUAUUCCAAUUCCAGGAAUCUGUCACGCAUCUCCUGAUUCUAUGUCGAUUGCUGCUGGUGGUGAGAAGAAGAGUGGGCUCCCAGAGGAGAUUAAGGACAAGACCACAGAGAGGAGGCAGAGGAGAAUGAUCAAGAACCGGGAAUCAGCUGCCAGAUCGAGGGCGAAGAAGCAGGUCGAGAACGAAACACAAACUUAUGGCCUACAUGCACGACUUGGAGAAGAAAGUUUUUUACUUGAGGAAGAUGAACAAAUGGCUUAAGAAGGUACGCAGCUCGCGCUGUCGAAACAACAAAGAAAUGGUUUCGAGUCUGUUCCGCUGAAAUUCCGACUGUAAUCAAUCAGAAAUGCUUGGAUCCUGUAUUAAAGUUGUGAAUUGGCUUCUGAUGCUGUCCUGUUCUUGCCUUGCCUUGCCUUUCUUUUCCUGCAAACAUGAGCAACCGUUGUUGCCCUGCAGAUUCCCCGACGCAGCUUACAUCGGCAUAAUCAGUUCUAGAAAGAAAUAUUUUCGCAUUUAAGAACUCGCCUGAAAGCUCGAAUCCUUUUAUCUC